Messenger RNA from Diceros bicornis minor, 4469 nucleotides. Its product is annotated as putative zinc finger protein 487. The record is from RefSeq and is a predicted model, not a curated record. Bases 3001 to 3534 code for a protein of 177 amino acids. NCBI's taxonomy places the organism in Eukaryota, Metazoa, Chordata, Mammalia, Perissodactyla, Rhinocerotidae. The transcript has 6 exons.
CCAGAGCUCUGGCGCCUGCGCCGCCAGGCGCGCGGCCUACGUCUGGGCGCGGCCGGAGUGGAGACGGACGUCGCUCGGGUCUCAGACAGCUGGAGCGGGCGCUGUACAGGUCCUGGGUCAUAGGAACAAAGCAGAUCUUGUGAGGUAAAGAGGAAUCCCACCUGGAAGAUGGCCCAUCUUAAUGGAGACCUCCCACCAGGGCUGCAGAGCAGAGGAGGAGGGAGACCAAGAAAGAGCAGACCCUGGAUUUGCAUAGCUGUUAGCAAUACGAUCCUUGUGCUCUGCAAGCGACCCUUCAAGCUGUGACAACCUGAGGUUUGAACCAAGUUUCAGGAGAGUUCCGCCUUUGUAAUUCUCUACACGUUUCCUAGAUCCACAGAAAAUGAGCAAAUCUCAGGAUGUGACUGUGGGUUUCACCCAGGAAGAGUGGCAGCACCUGGACCCUGCUCAGCGGACCCUGUACAGGGAUGUGAUGCUGGAGAACUACAGCCACCUCGUCUCAGUGGGGUAGUGUGUUACCAAACUAGAGGUGAUUUUCAAAUUGGAGCCAGGAGAAGAGCCAUGGAUAUUAGAGGAAGAGUUCCAAAGCCAGAGCCUUCCAGGUGAGUUGGACACCGCCACAGUACUGCUUGACAAAGGAUGCGUUGGUGCGCAGCUGGGAUCCGAACCCGCGAACCCUCAGAGGCCGCCGAAGCGGAGCGCGAACACUUAACUGCUGCGCCACUGGGCCGGUUUCCAAAAAUAAAAUAUUGACAAAUGAUAGCGUGUAAAUAAUUUACCAGUUGAUUGGACUCAUUUUAAAAUCCUUUUAUUGUUUAGAAGAAAUGUUGUUGAGUUAAAUAUGAAUGGUAAGAUUUAAUGAAUAAAUGCUAAAAGAAAAUAAUAAGUGUAACUUUUAAACUUUUGAAGGGAAGAAAAUGGAAAAGAAAAAAAAUCACCAGAAAUAUAUUGGAUGAGACCAAAAAAGGACAAUGAAAGAGGGGGGAAAGCAAGUAAAAAUUAGAACAAGUGGGAACUGUAAAUGAAACAGAGGAAACCAAUCCAGAUAUUAUAGUAAAUACAGUACAUUCAAAGGGACUAAACCCUCUUGUUAAAAGACAGAUAUUGUCAGUUUGGAUUUUUACAAAUCUAGGUAUAUGGUGUCUGAAAAGUACACAUAUAAAAAGGAAUAAUGGAAUAUAUUCAAUUAAUUAGAAUAUAAAAAGGAAGAAUGAUAUACUUCAAAUAUUAAACAAAAUGGAAUAUUAACCCUUGGUAUACCAUCAGGGUUCCAGUGUACCCAAUUUUAGUUUUAGAGUUUCUUUUUGAAGGAGUUCUCUUAGCAAUGACUGAUGUUUUGUGUCUUUCAUAAUUUCUUAUAAUUAUAAAUUAAGAUAAAAUUUUAAUCUGAAUGAACAAAGAGAAAAUUUACUUACAUUUUUUAAUUGAAUAAAACUCAUUUUAUCCUGCAAUUUCCAUAUGGGUGACUUAGUCCCAUUUAUAAAUCUAAGAAACACAGGAUUGUAGUGAUCUUAUUUUAACGUAUUUUGAAAUGUUUUACUGUUUUAUUUAUUUUUAUUUGGUGACUAACAUUGGCCCUGAGCUAACAUUUGUUGCCAAUCUUCCUCUUUUUGCUUGAGGAAGAUUGUCCCUGAGCUAACAUCUGUGCCAUUCUUCCUCUAUUUUGCAUAUGGGACACUGCCACAGCAUGGCUUGAUGAGCGGUGUGUAGGUCCGCACCCAGGAUCCUAACCCACAAACCCUGGGCUGCUGAAGUGGAGCAUGCAAACUUAACCACUACACCACCAGGCCAGCCCCUGUUUUGCUGUUUUAUCACCCUAGCAAUUAUUUCAACAUUAGUCAUCAAUUAGGUCCAACAGUGCUAAAAUAGACUAAAAUAUAAGAAAAACAUAAAAAUGAUGGAAUUUCCUAGAAGGAUAAUACAAUAGUGAAGUAAAUCUUCAUCAUUAAAUCAUCCUCCAGUUUUCUUAUUGAGUUCUCUGAAGUAUUGCAUCAAUUGUGACAAAGGUAUGAAAGAAGUCUGGAGACACCUUAUUUGUCAUUUCUGUCUUUUUUUUAGCUUUCAUUGAACAUGGUUGAGAAUUCAGAAUUUUUAUUUUCUGCCCUAAUUGCAAAAAGCAGAAAAUUGACAUGAGAAGACUUUACAAUUAUUAGACAAAUAAGAUGAAUGUAAAGAGACAGGUAGAAAUAUGGUAUAAUUGAUUAUAUAAGCGAAUUCUCAGACUGUAAGUUUUAGAUAAUGAUAUCCUAGGUGAAUAAAGGUGUACAUCUGAUCUUGUCAUAAGAACAGCCUGAAUGUGUAGAUCGUUGGACAUUAUUAUUUCUUGUGAAUCCCAACGAGAAUGCAAAUAUAGCCUAGGCAAUAGAGUUUUCCUUUUAACUCUAAUGGAAAUGAGCACUUUCUGAAGUUUAAUUUGGUGGCGUAUGUGAAAUAGAAAAGAGAGGGAUGAGAUUGUAAGCAUGUACAUUAGUGAGGCUCUUGAGAUGACUAGAUCCUGAUCUAAUUGUUCUAAAUCUGAUUAUUCCUUUGAUAUCUCCCCUCACCAUCACUGUCUAUUAAUUUUCUUUGUGAUUAUACUUAGUAUUUGUUGAAUUGUUAGGCUGAUCCUAUUCUCUGUGAGGUUCCCCAUCCCGGCAUCAAGCAAUCAUCCAAACAUUUUUUAUUUAUUGUUUGUGUUUAUUUCAAAUUCUUUCCAUUUUUGAAUGUCACAUUUUUUAUAUUGAAGUAUAAUUGACACACAACAUUAUAUUAGUUUCAGGUGUUCAACACAAUGAUUUGAUAUUUGUUUAUAUUGCAAAAUGAUCACCACAAUAAACAUUUUUGGAGUGCCAAAUUAUUGUGUUUUGUUGCCAGAUUCCCCAGUCAUUUUCUUCUGCUGCAAGUUAUUUAUUUUUUCCAGACCUAGGGGAACAAGGCAGUGUUCCCUUGGGAUUACUUUCACAGCCAAAGCCUGGGCUAUAGUAAGACAUAGGAAUAUGUCUUCUUCUUUUCAUAAGAAAGAUGUUAACAUUUAUAAACUCUGGUAAAUUAUUUUCAUUUCUAGCCUUCUGCAUCGUUGACCUGAUGGAGAAGAGUCAGGAAAAGCAUGACCAACAUUUGUGUAAAGUUGAUUUUGUCAACAACAAAAUACUGACUAAGGAGGGAAAUAGCGUAUUAGGAAAAACAUUUUAUCUGGACACAAACUCUGUUCUGUCAAGAAAAAUAGCUGGUAAAUGUGACUCAUAUGGAGUGAGUUUGAAUUAUAUUUCAGAAUUAAUUAUUAGUAGUAGAAAGUCCUUUGUAAGGAAGCUUGACAAGUUUAAUGCAAAUGGGAAAUUGCUCCUCUGUACAAAGCACAAGAAUUCUCUUUCCAGAGAGGAACCUUUUAAAUAUGAUAGAAAUGGGAAAGCCGUCAGUCAAAAUGAAGACCUAUUUCAGCAUCAGGAUAUUCAAACUCUGAAGCAAUAUUUUAAAUAUAAUGAAUGUGGGAAAGCCUUCCAUGAGGGAGCAACUUUCAUUACCCAUAAGAGCAUGCUCAUGGGAGAAGCCCUGUGAAUAUAACGAAUAUGUGAAAGCCUUUUCUGAUAGACCAACGUUCAUUGUUCAUCAGGGAACUCAUACAAGGGAAAAUCACUGUGAAUUUAAUGACUGUAGAAGGUGGUCUGUUAGUGAGAAGUCAGCUCUAAAUAAGCACCAUAGAGUUAUCAUGGGGAAGAAAUACUAUGAGUGUAUUGAAAGUGAGAAUAGUUUCAGCAAGAAGUCACUCCUUCAGUGAAUUUAUAAAGGAGAGAAGACCUUUAACUUUAAUGAAGAUUGAGAAGUAUUCUGCAAGAAGCCAAAUUUCAUUCAGCAUCAAGAAACACAUAUAGGAAAGAAAGCCUAUAAAAUUAAUCAAUAUGCUACUGCAUUUUGCAAGAAGCCAAAGCUUCCUACGUAUCAGAAAACAGAUAUAGGAGAAAAACUCUAUGAAUGUAGUGAAUGUGAAAAAACCUUCAGCCAUAAAUCAUCUCGUCCUGCGUCAGAGGAUAUGCAGGUGGGAGAAACCCUAUGAAUGUACCACAUGAGGGAAAACCUUUGGAUAUAGAUCAGGCGCCGUGCAUCAAAGAACACACACAGGGGAAACCCUGUGAAUGUAAUGAAUGUGAAAAAAAUUUCUGUGAGAAGCCAAAUCUCCGUGUGCAUCAGACAACCCACACAGGGGAGAAGCCCUUUGAAUGUGGGAAAACCUUCUACCAGAAGUCAUCCCUCACAGCACAUCAGAGGACACUCACUAGGGAGAAAACCCUGUGAGUAUAAUGGAACCUUUCACCAGGAUCCUGACUUCACUAAACAUCAGAGAAACAACACUAAGAAGAAACCCCUGUCAACAUCCUGAAAGCUCAGAAACCUUCACCUCUUGUCCGACUCAUUGCGAAGCAGAAACAGCCUGAGGUUGUGGUGGGGGACCCAAUAAAUAUGAGAACUCUUUCGCCCAGAAGUGGCAUUUCAUU